AUGUCAGCAGCGACGAAGUCAUUAACUACUAUAAUUAUUAUAGAUUAUACAUUUAAAAAAUACAUGACAACAGAUGCACAGAUAAUAAGCAAUUUUGGCUCAGAUUCGUGGGUUUCAGUUCACAAUUUACAAUCUCAAGGAGGUGGUAUUUUAGAUCCAGACGAUAAACUCAAUGACGUAGCAGACGAUAGAGAACAGAUCCUCGCCAGCUUCGAAGAUGGGGAAGGUGCCCAUAUCCAUGGAGGCGGUGAUGGAGCCAGUGGGAGUUCGGUCGGAACAGGAAGUCCGGAUAUUUUCCACGACGGUGAACACAAAUACGGACCAAACUACCCUCGCACCGACAUAGAAGUGACAGGCGAACAAAUAGCCUCGGGAGUACCAGUUCUUCAGGUCCGAAGAGGGAGUGAACCAAGUCUGAACCAACUACCCACUGGACCUCCCGCACCCUCGGAUCAUCCGAAACGUUGGAGUGCCGCACCCUUGAUUCUGGAACCGCCUAGUUCAGGAUACGCAAGUCCCGAUUGGAUGGACGACUCCAGGGAAGAGGAAGAGGAUCAUAGUUUUAGAAGGAUAGCGAGGGACGGAAGCAAUAGGCUGUCGAUGCAGUUUUUGGGCGUGGACGGUGCUGGUUACCGUUGGGCUGAGGCCGCAGAACGAGCAGCUGCUUCCAGACCACACAUAACGAGUUCCCUUCCUCGAGAAUCCAGACGGAAAGAGCCUUUGGGACAGGCUAACAAUUCUACGACGAUCGACGGCGAAGAAAUUAUUGUGAUACGAAAUGAACCCGGUCCCCUUGGCAUUCACGUCAUUCCAGAUUAUGAUACUUUGGGAAGAGAAAGAGGAUUGUUGGUCAAGGGAAUUGAACCUGGAGGAAGAAUCGAUAGGGAUGGACGAUUGGCUAUUUAUGACAGAGUGGUGGAGAUCAAUGGAGAAAACUUGAUCAAUAUGCCAUUCCAGAGGGUACAAGAAUUAUUUAAACUCUCGCUCACUUCUCCUGAAUUAAGACUGAAAGUAAUAAAGACGUCUGGACUCGAAGGUCUUCGCAAACCGCCCCCGCCGAUUUACCCAAGUUACCCCGACGACAAAGAAAACGUUUCGAUGGUAGAAUGCGAACAAAAACGACACCUUACAGAAAGUACAAAUACUAAAGUGGCGACAGUAUCUCCGACAAAAAAGGUUCCAGCUAUUUCUAAAAAUCUGAAAGGCCUUUUAACAGCCAACACCAGGAAGAUCGGUAGGAAAAUCGAGAUAGAACUGAUUAAGGGAAACCACGGCCUCGGGUUCAGCAUAACGACCAGAGACAAUCCAGCAGGAGGAAAGUGUCCCAUUUAUAUUAAGAAUAUCAAUGCUAUGGAUGUCGACUUGAAAGAAGUCCGCGAGGAGGAAUCUCCAGAAGAUAUACCACCCACCAUUCCACCGCUACCGCAAAGUCAUCUUCAAGCGCUUCAAAAUCGCACCCCCGAAAAGGGAUCAGUAGCAAAAAUCAUAUCGCAGUUCCAGGACGCUGUCAACGGCAAUCCUUCCGACCAAAUAGACGAAACUAUGGUGUUCCCAUGGAAACACCGCGAAAUACUAACCUUCAACAUCCCCGUGCACGACUCCGAAAAGGCCGGUUUGGGUGUAAGCGUGAAAGGUAAAACCAGCGGCACCAAAGACCUCGGUAUCUUCAUAAAAGGAGUUAUGUGUGGCGGAGCUGCUUCCAGAGACAACAGACUACGUACUAACGACCAAUUGCUCAAUGUCAACGGCAUAUCUUUGCUGCAGCAGACCAACAGCGAUGCUAUGGAGACUCUGAAGAAUGCCAUUCCGCAUACUGAAGGACCUGUCCCGGGUCACAUUACUUUAACGAUAGCUCGACGAGUAGAAUCGCCAAAUAAUAGCAGUAGGAAGAAUUCUCUUGAUAGUAUUUUGGGCAAUUCUACUGGCGACUCUCAAGAAAAAAGCGAAUCUGUAAAUAAUUCCGGCAACAGUGGUGAUUCCGCAAACACGGUAAUAUUCAAUCCACAUGGAGGCAUGGGCAAUAUUUCCGACAACAAAGCUCAAGUUAAUACCCAGCUCAAUGGGCAGCUCAACAGUCAAUUAAGUCCGAUGCAUACGUGGAACCCUGUUUUGGAACGAUUGACCGGUAACGGAAAGUUUCAACAACAACAGUUGCGGAAUGAGAGUUAUUACAAGGCUACUCACGACACUUGGACGAGUAGCAUGCUUGGAAAUAACUCAUUUGGCAACAUGUCUGGUACUACUGUAAAUAUCGCCACCGCUGAACCUAUUUUAAUAGAAGACGAGUAUGGAUCCAGGGUACUAACCCACUCUAAUCAACAUCAACAACAAAUCAAUGUUCAUAUUACUAACAAAGUCCCAACGAACAUAUCCGACAUUCGAACCGAACACGAACCCGACGGUAAGGACAACAAGACCACUUUAUCAGGCAGCAACGGUGAUAAAAGUACAGAUACUUCGUCACAAACGACAAUUCAGUGCACAGACGCAACGUACGCCAGCCAAUUGUCUCUAGAGAAUCCCAAAGGAUUUUCUAGAGAUGCUUUUGGAAGGCAGAGUAUGUCAGAGAAAAGACAUGCAACGUUGGAUGCCAAGAAUACCGAUACAUAUCAGAAAUCGAAGAAGAUUAGGGAGGAGAGGAAGAUGAAAGAAAUAAAUGCUGAUAAAUUAGGCCAAUUAGGACCAAGUUUAGGUAUGAAGAAAUCUUCAAGCUUGGAAUCGUUACAGACAAUGGUACAAGAGAUUCAAAUGCAAGAAGAAGGCGACCCAGCUUAUAGUUAUAGAGGUCCAAAUGGAGCUUUAAAAGUGAUCAGGGGGAAAGGCUGUGAAGAAAGCUUUAGGGCAGCUGUAGUGGAUCCAAAUCACCGAAGUGAGAUUGGUAAAAAUAUAAUAUUAGUCGCCAAAAAGCAUUGGUUACUGGACGGUCCAAUGGAAAACGAACGAGAAGUGGAUGGCUUUACCAAUAUACGAGGAGCUCCUAGGCAAUCUUCUCUGAAUGCAGCUAUUGAUAUAAAAAAUAAGUCAGCAAAGAAGAAACCCGGUAUAUUUAAAGGCAUUGGUUCAAUGUUCAGGUUUGGCAAACAUCGUAAACUAGACUUCCAAGCAGCAGAGUCUGCCCAACACUAUCACCACACAAAUGAAUUCGAUUCAAACGCCAACGUACCUCAACAACACCCCGCCGAUACCGAAAACAGGACGCAAAGCAGUCAAACAGAACGAACGCAAGAGAAUUCACAAAAAGUACCUCAAAAUAGCAACUCCCAGAACCAAAAUACUACCCAAGGUUCUCACCACCAGUCACAAGGUUCACAGAACUCGCACCACUCGCAGAGUUCGCAUAAUUCUUCCCAAUCGUCACAUCAGUCCCAGAACUCGCAUUAUCCGAAUUCGCAUGCGCAGAGCUCUCAUCAGUCAUCGACGACACAUCACCCUUCCCAGAACGUUCCCCAUCAAUCACAAAGCUCUCAUAUGGCAUCCCAGGCGCAAGGUUCUCAUUCUCAAAGUCGUUCUUCGCCUACAACAAACCAGAACUUACACCAUUCCCAACAGAGUUCGUCUCAUGGACAUAGAGAACAGCAACAUAUUAUACGGGAGCCGCUGUAUCAAAGGCAUGGUUACUUACACAGGCACGCUGAACAAGUCCAGAGGAUAGAUCCAUCAAAUGCUUACGUAGAGUAUGGAAGACCAGGAAGUAGAUCAGGCAUCACCGACUCAGUUCCAUUUACUCAUUACGUCAACUAUAAUGAACUCCAGAACCACAUUAGGUAUGAUACGGACUUUAAUGUAAAAAGUCGAAAACAACAUCAGUAUCAUUCACAGCGCCAAACAAGGUCAGAUAACCAACUGCGUCCCGUUUCCAACUACUACGAAUACGAAAGUAUCCAAUCUAUCCUCAACGGAGGCCGAUCCCGACAAAAUGCUCCCCAAACUACCUCCCAACAAUCAUCCCAUUACCAGCAAGAUGUUAAUUCGAAUUCUCUUCCGAGAAAUCAACCAGUACAGGGCAGACAUACGUCUGGUAGAGGAAGGGGUCCUUUCGUGACGCAAGUAACGAUAGGGGAGCAUCAUCAAAGUGGGACGAAAGUGUAAUUUUUAUUUUAGACGUAUAUUGUAUUUGGUAACUGUUUUAUACGUCUUAUUAAUAUGACGUCAUGCCAGCUUUAUAUUUGAGGUUAGGUUCAGAUUUUGAUUCUAAACAACCAAAUCGCUUUUUCGUUUGAUUUGUAUUUUUUGGAAACAUUAUUAAAUAAUCGAAAAUGCCGCACAAAAAUCUUUAAGAUGCGGCAAUAGACCAAUUGGUUUGUUUAGAAUUUUACGUCAACAAAAUAUGGUGGCAUGAUGCCAUCACUAAUAGAAUGGUCUCUUUUGGAAUUGAUGAACAUAUUGGUAAUAUUGCUACUGAAGUUAAUUUUUAUAAACGAUUGAUAAUCAAUCUGAUAUCAGUUACUAGGUUAAUCGACUGAUAUUCUCAUAUUAAUUGUGUUAUUUAUUGUUCAUCCUUACAAAUAAAUGAUUUAAUGGUUCAAAAAGUACUUUAAAUAAGAUUUUCUUCAAAUUUUUGAUUUGGGACACUAUUUAAUGCAUUAGAAUAACUCAUAAAUUAAAUUUGUGUAACCCUUACCUUCAGGUUUCUUACAGUUUUAUCAAAUAUUUUCCAAAUCUUUCAAAAUAUUUUCCAGAACUUUAGAAACUCCACAAAAUUUUAUUAGCGGAUCCUUUAUCAUUUUUUUGUUUCGUUCUGUCUCCGUUUCGACGUUAUUUCAGCAUGUCAUUAUAUACUUUGAGCCUGUUGGCAAUAUUUAAAAUUCUGUCGUUUUUUCACUAAUAAAAGCCUAACUAUUAAACCAAUCCUUCUUUAUUCUGACAUGUGCCUUAGCCACGUGGUACACCCAUCUCGAUUCUGAUUGGUUGACGUGGAAAUGUCGAUGUUUGCACAGAAGUCGGUAGGAUAUUUUAUGUAAGAUGUCCUAACAUCUUGACUUUUAUAUUAAAAUUAGACAGCAACUGUUAGCCAUUUAUAUUACGGGUAGAAUGACUUAUACAUCUCAAAAUCGUAAAACAUGUGUGAUUUGUCGGAUUUUGCAUUUAGACGCGUGUUUUGGAAAGUAUGUUUUUUUUACUCCAAACAUUUCUGUGGCGAAUUAAACAAACAAUGAACUAUUGCAAGAUAAUUAAUAAUAAUUAAAUUAAUAUCAAGUUUAUUUCCUUCGAUAGACUGGAGAGAUAAAUGAACUUUAACUCAUAGGUGCAAAUAAUCAUAAAAUUUUAAAUGGUUGCAAUAAACAAUCAAAACCAAUUUAUAGGUUCAGGUAAAACUAGGUAAGACUUAUCGGUAAUUGAAGUUGAUUACCAUGGUUUACACUAUUUUAUGAAUCAACGAACAAAACGAAUUUAAUAUGUCUGCAUUGGUUCAUUGUCGAGUUGCGUCUGUCCCGCUUAUCGACGAUCACGCUCUUGUGGUUCGCGAGAUGCAUUCUCCAAUCGGUACUAUAGGAAUCGAAGGGAUACAGGGAAGACAAGUGUAUCGAUUAAUUUACACGACUAUAUUUGAAUUUAAACAAUUUCAAUGAAUCAAAUUCUUUGUAUUUUCUCUCUUAAUUAAUACAAAAUUAUAAAACUUCAAAAUUCUUUUGAAAUUUAUUUAUUCUGUCAUUCUGAAAUUUGAAGGAAAUCUUAAUAACACACAUUACCUUACAAAAAUUUUGUGUUACAGCAAUCAUUCACGUUAGUAUUUGAUUUUUAUACUAAAAUUUAAAUUGUAUUGAAAUAAUUUUAUUUACAUUUAAAAUAUUUCAGCCCUUUUGCUGAACUUAGGACGUUAUUGUAAAAAGUAAUUGUGAUAAUAUUGAACGUAAUUGUAGUUAUAUUAAAAUCGAUUUUAUUCCAUACAAAACUUAUAAAUUAUUUACAAAAUGUAAAGGAAACAUUGUUAGAAAUUUAUACAAAAAUCGGUUAAAACAGAUGUUGAUAUGUCUUUUGAAGUUUUUUUUAUUUCUGAAUUUUAAUUUCUUAAUGUCCUUUAGUGGUAGUUUUUUGGGCGUGUGAUUAUAGGGCGGUUCGAUAAGUACUUGCCUUCAAAUGAAAAACGAAAAUGUUCGAAAAGUGUUAAAUUUAUUUCUUAACAGUCUCGUUUUAGCUCAAUACACAUAACCCAGCGUUGCUCCAACUUUGGCGAGUGGCUUUGUUAAGGUUGCAAACAAAAAGAAUUCUCACGGGGCGAAAACUGGAAAAUACGGUGGAUGGGCCAGUAAUUCAUAGUCCAAUUCGACUGAUUUGGUCUUGUGACUGCGGAGGUGUGAGCCGAUGCGUUGUCAUGGUAGAAGAGCACUUUUUUUUCGCCAAAAAGUAAUUCGCCUUGUUCGGAGCAUGUUCGCCGGAUGAAGUGCUGUGUUUCGAGUGUUUCUUAGUCUCUGGUGUGUACCAGUGGAUACCUAUUUCGUGGACGGUCACGAAAUGACGCAGAAGUUUCUUGGAAUUUCAUUUAAACCGCGUCAAAACUCAUCUAAAGUGGUCUUACGGUUGCGUUUAUUGUCCGGUGUUAGAAAACGCGGCAGUCAUCGCGCCUACAGCUUUCUUAUGCCCAAAUUUUCGUGCGGAUAUAACCCACGGUGUCUUUUGAUAUGUCUACGAUCUAGCAGAUCGUGAAAUUUUGACAUUAGCCAUCGAGUAGAAUGUACUACACGAUAGUACAUUUCUCUUGCUAUAGUGGCGCCAUCGGACGAUGAAGCGAAGUACUUAUCGCCGUCGUCAUAACAGUUUAUAUAUUAUAUUCAGCUCGAUAGCUCAAAAAUUAGCUCAACUAUAUACGCCUUUAAAGAUUAACGUAAAUUGUAUCUAGUGGCUUUAACAAUUUUAUCCCCACUGUACUAUUAAAGUACAAAAAGACUAUUAAAUUGGAAAUAAAAAAAAUUGGCAUAUAAACCUCUGCAAUUACAAUAUCGAUAGCUAAGAAAUUGCAGGCAAUUCUACUUAUCAUAUUUUAUUAUAGUAAUGAUUCUUACGUAUGUCAAAACUGUUUUUACAUUUAUUAUAAAUAAAUCAUUAAACCGUCAUUAGUAAAAAUUUUCAACCAUCUGACGAUGCUUUAAUAUUUUUGUUUAUUAAACUAUUAAUUUAUAUUUUCUUUAUAUAAAUACUUCCUAGAAUUCCGCAAACAAAGUGAUUCACAUAAAUAUAAAAUAAUAACUUUACCUACUACAGUAUUUCUUUAAGUAAAUUUUUUAAACUUUUUUUUUUGUUCUAAAAUCGUUUCAAUAUUUUUUGUAUAUUACUCGAAUUAUGUGAAUCACUAAUGUCGUAAUUGUCAUUCCAUAUUAAACAUUCGAAAUAUGUAUGUAUUUUAACAUAUGUGCUCAUAAUUUUAAAUGUAUUGAAUGAGGCUUUUGCCAGUUCUUAUAUUAAAUUGAUUUUAUUAUGUACAUAGACAGUAUAUUUUAUAUUGUAAAUAAAUAUAUAUUUUAU
Messenger RNA from Diabrotica balteata, 7461 nucleotides. The record is from the annotation of a GenBank genome assembly. NCBI's taxonomy places the organism in Eukaryota, Metazoa, Arthropoda, Insecta, Coleoptera, Chrysomelidae.